Molecule: messenger RNA, 1323 nt
Organism: Etheostoma spectabile (orangethroat darter)
Lineage: Eukaryota; Metazoa; Chordata; Actinopteri; Perciformes; Percidae
Product: hydroxycarboxylic acid receptor 2-like
Exons: 1
Coding region: 140-1114 (324 amino acids)
Biological process (GO): G protein-coupled receptor signaling pathway
Cellular component (GO): plasma membrane
Molecular function (GO): G protein-coupled receptor activity
Source: RefSeq, a predicted model, not a curated record
GCAGAACCGCCUGGCUUCCUAGACACGCAAAAACCAAUCACACUUAUUUUCGCAUAGAGGUUUCACUUUAAAGUAUGCAGACAGUCCUCAUUGUGUCAUUUCUCUGAUUUGCAGCCAGCGAGGCAACACAAAACUUAACAUGAAAUGCAAUUUCAACGGAACCCUGCUGAUCAGUGGGCUCCCUCCACUGUUGGCGACAGAAUUUGUUUUGGGAGUCCUUGGAAAUGGUUUGGCUCUCUGGAUCUUCUGCUUCCACCUGAAGCCCUGGAAGAGCAGCACGGUGUUACUCUUUAACCUGGCAAUGGCCGACUUUCUGCUCAUCAUGGUUUUGCCUUUCCGUGCCAGCUACUACAACUCUGAGAUCAAGUGGAAGUUUGGAGGUGCUCUCUGCAACAUCUGCCUCUUCAUGUUGGCAAUGAACCGCAGUGGGAGUACCCUCUUCUUGAUGGCCAUCGCUGUGGAUAGGUACAUGCGUGUGGUACAUCCCCAUCAUCCCAUCAACUCUCUGAGUAUCUCCAAAGCCAUGUGUGGAGCCCUUGCACUAUGGUUGCUCACCAUCUCAAUGUCAGCUCAUGUCUUCACUCUGCAACACAACAACACAACGUACUGUGAGAGCUUCAUGAUUGACACUAUAGCCCGCAAUGAUCUGAACUGGCAUAAGUUUGCGUUCCUCUUUUCCUUCUAUAUGCCUCUGCUCGUGAUUCUCUACUGCACAUUCCAGAUUAUCGGCCACCUGAGAAGGAGAAAGUUGGCCCAGCAUGCAAAGAUCAAGAAAGCUCUGUGCUUCAUCACAGUAGUGGCGGUGCUCUUCAUCAUUUGCUUCCUCCCGAGCAACAUCACGCAGCUGCUGAUUUGGAUCAAGGUCCAACAAGUAGCCAGAACCCUCCCUGAAUCUGAAGUCUGCCCUGCUAUGGAAGACCUGACCACCAUGUUUUACUUCACCAUUAGUCUGACCUAUCUCAACAGCGUGCUGGACCCUGUGGUUUACUACUUCUCCAGCCCUGUCUUCAAGAACAUCUGCAGGAAAGUUCUCCAUCUGCCCCAAGCAGACACUGUUGAAAGUGCAGAGAAGAAAACUCGAGAAACAGGCUCCCAGUCGCUCAGCCAGCUGUGAUCACAAAAUCUAGGAAAUUAAGAUAGAUGCAGCUUGAUUAAUAGACAUAUUUCUUUCAAAGAUGUCAUGUAAGUGCAAUUGUUAUUUUUACUUCUCAUAUAUCCAGUAUUGCACCUAAAAAAGAAUUGCCUUUGGAAAACCGAUGUUUUUGUAACAUGUGCAAGUUAUUUUUACUUCUCACUAUAGAUAUAUAUAAUGUCUGCACUUUU